Messenger RNA from Pygocentrus nattereri (red-bellied piranha), 2626 nucleotides. RefSeq names its product N-acetyltransferase 8-like (gene aspnat). Lineage: Eukaryota; Metazoa; Chordata; Actinopteri; Characiformes; Serrasalmidae. Gene Ontology annotation, cellular component: mitochondrial membrane. The transcript has 3 exons. The coding region runs from base 944 to 1771 and encodes 275 amino acids. The record is from RefSeq and is a predicted model, not a curated record. Gene Ontology annotation, molecular function: L-aspartate N-acetyltransferase activity.
CACGCUGGCGAGAUGCGCCCCCCCCCGCAAAAAAAAAAAAAAACACAGACCAGCCCCAUUUCACCACCAAAACCUGUACACGCACACACACACACACACAAGCGCUCGCACACACGGACUUAGGGCUGAGAGUCGAUUCUCCGAUUCCAUUCGUUUGACUCCGAAGCUUCUGCACUAGAUUCCACACAGUGAUGCUGUGCGGACUGCACUGUUGACUGCAUACGUACAAUAUGAGAUGUUUAUAUAUCGCAUUAUAUAUAACUAAAUAUAUAUAAAAAAGAGAGAGGCUUACAAUCGCCGGUGCUAAUCCACCCACCAAAACAGGGAAUAAAGUUUAGCCUGUUGUUCGUUUAACCAGAGUAAGCUCACACAAACAACCAAUCAAUAUCUAACAUAACAGUGUAUUAUAAUGGCUAUAAAACUGUAAAGGCUGCACUUUUUAUCACUUUUUCUGUUGCCAGAUUUUCGCUUAAAAUCUGAAUUCAAGUAGACUCCAAACAGACCCCCCCAUGAGCUCUCUCUCUCUUCAGCUCUGAACAUCCCCUCAUCUCUCUCUCUCUCUCAUUUUUCCAUCUCUCUCCUCGCAUCUCCUCCUCUCUUUCUCUAUAUCUCUCUAUCCCCGUCGUUUUUUGUCAGGGAUAUUUCUCCUUUGAUCUCUCUCCUCCUAUAGCAGCCAUGUGGCGGUCUCUCUUAUCCAGUCAGCGCGCAGCAGUAAGCCCCGCCCUCAGCAGCGCGUGCGCGGCGGUGUAUAAAUAUCGCCGAAGGUCCGCCGGCAUCUCCCGGUCGUGACUAAGCUCAGGGUUGCAGCAUCACAUCCUUUUUUUUCUUUCCAUAACCAACACAACAGACGAAAACCCAUCAGUUCAUUCAUCCGUUCCGUUCUCUUUCAUUUUUUCGCGUUUGUUUUCCCCCCGUUUUUCUUUCCCAAAUUUAGCCGGUUUGCAUGCAUUGUUCGUCUCCAAAAAUGGUUUGCGAGACUGAAAUUGUUGCAGACGAACACGAGUCCAUACCGGGGGCAGAGCGCGAGCCUCUCGCCGUCUCUCCCGCGCGUAUGUGGCCGCCCAGUCCCGGUAAAGGCGCGAGACGCGAACAGGUUUUCAUUCGCGAGUUCGAGCGCGGGGACCACGCGGAGGUGCGGCGCAUUUUCUAUGAGGGGAUCAUGGAGCGGAUACCAAACACUGCUUUCCGGGGGCUCAGACAGCAGCCACACACUCAGCUCCUCUACGCAGUGCUGACAGUAAUGUGCUUUGUUAUGACCAAGUCCGUCAUGCUGACAUGCUGCACACCGCUCAUUCUAAUGGGAGCGCGCUACUACUACAGCAGAACAAUCAUCCUCAACUACCUGGACUACGCAUUCCACACAGAUAUGGCUGAUAUUGAGGCAUACUACAUGAAACCAACAGGUUCUUGUUUCUGGGUUGCGGUUCUGGAAGGCAAGGUGGUGGGCAUUGUAGCGGCACAGGGACGAGAAGAAGACAACACUGUGGAGCUGCGGCGCAUGUCUGUGGACUCUCGUUUCCGUGGGAAAGGCAUCGCGAAGGCACUGGGCCGGAGGGUACUGGAGUUCGCCAUGCUCAACAACUACUCGGCUGUGGUUCUGGGAACGACAGCAGUCAAGAUGGCCGCCCACAAGCUGUACGAAUCGCUGGGUUUCCAGAGGGUGGGCGAGAGCGAGGACUACACCCUGCCCAGAAUGAGCCGCUCGUUCUUCGAGAGGCUCUUCUUCCAGAUCCGUUACAGCCGCUAUCGGCUACAGCUCCACGAAGAGUGAGAGAAUGUGAGAGUGAACGAAAGCAUGAACGGAAGCGUGAACGUGAGAUCGUGUGUGAGAGAGUGUAAACGCAGACAACAACCCUCUAAAUCACCCAAACCCAACCCACUCCUUCUAAACCAACUUAUUUAUUAUUUUUUUAAGAGGUUGUACGUGUUCUUUUUACCACUACUUCUAUUCAUUCUUAAACUGCUUUUUUUAGUUGAUGUUUUUGGAAUUUAGCUAAUGUUUCUUUAUUAUAGUCAUUCUUUUUACCUUUAUCUUCUUCCCACAAAAACAUAGUGUCAACAAUUGAACUCCCUAGUUUAUAUAUAUAUAUCUAUAUGUAGAAUCGAAAUCUUUCUCUUGGUAAGAGAAACUCCCCGUACUAACCAAAUAUACACACACCAGACCAAGGCAAUAGGUCGGUCUGUCAGACUCUCUUUUGCAUCCAUUGUAAGGGCUGAUCUGAUAGCUAGCAUGGACUUUUCUCAAAGAUGGGGGAAGCAAUGGAGGGGUGUAGAGAGGAAAGGUUGAUGGGUACUGUUCAGUCUCAGUCCAGCCUUUCCAAUGUUACACCACUCUUUUAGAAAUACAAAAACACAUGUGAAACUUUUCAAUCUGAAAGGCUGGUGACUCUAGCAGUCAACCAAAUGAUAUCUAACCGAAGCACAGCAAGUCUUUUAUAUAUCUUAUGAAGAAGAAGUGAAAAGAAAUAGUAAAGUCACCACUAACAAAAGUAAUUCAGUAAUAAAGGCAAUCCUGCAGAGCUAGAGCUUCAUGUAGAUUAGCUCUGUAGAAGUUAAUUCUGGUGAUUUUACUGUGAAGAAGCAAAAAGAGUCUAUAUAUAUAUAUACACAUACAUAUAUAUAUAUG